AUGCCCGCCACACCGAAGCAACCCCCCACCACCACCACUUCCGUCUCAUCGGAUGAGAAGUGGGACCACUCGCUUGAGACGUUGAUCCGCAAGUCCACGAUUGGGUUCGCCUCUGGUAUUCUGCCGGGGAUUUUGCUGGCCCGCUCGCCGGCGGCACGCAGUGCUAUCAUCGCCCUGUGCACCGGCGUGGGUAGCGGUAUCGCUUACGGUGAGGCGCGCUACCUUUUUGAUCAUGAUAUCAUGUUCGACAAGCGUCACUUGAUUCAGGUGCAGGUGGUCGGCGGCAGUAGUAGUCAGCAAAACGGCGCCCAGAAGUCUAUGGAGUAG
Leishmania mexicana MHOM/GT/2001/U1103 is the source of this 327-nucleotide messenger RNA. RefSeq lists its product as hypothetical. Gene Ontology annotation, cellular component: MICOS complex; mitochondrial inner membrane; mitochondrion. The coding region runs from base 1 to 327 and encodes 108 amino acids. The record is from RefSeq and is a predicted model, not a curated record. The transcript has a single exon. Lineage: Eukaryota; Euglenozoa; Kinetoplastea; Trypanosomatida; Trypanosomatidae.